Gekko japonicus is the source of this 1203-nucleotide messenger RNA. It is a transcript of the gene SH2D5, whose product is annotated as SH2 domain containing 5. The transcript has 8 exons. Lineage: Eukaryota; Metazoa; Chordata; Lepidosauria; Squamata; Gekkonidae. Gene Ontology annotation, cellular component: postsynaptic density. The record is from RefSeq and is a predicted model, not a curated record. Bases 130 to 1203 code for a protein of 357 amino acids.
GGCUCAUUCCUUGUUGAGGACUUGGAGCUUCAGCAGAAGGUGCAGACCAUCCAUCAGCAGCUCCAGUGCCUGAAGGAGUGCCCCAGGCGACGGCCCGUCAUCCUCAAGUUCUGCCUGCAGGGCCUGAAAAUGUACAGCACAGAGGGAGAGGCUCUGCUCAUGGCCCAUGCCUUGAAGCGCAUCCUCUACAGCACCUGGACACCCGCCGACUGUCAGUUUGCCUUUCUGGCCCGCAAUCCGUUCGGCCCUCCCGGGAAGUUAUUCUGCCACGUGUUUGUGGGCAGCGAGCCCAGCGAGGUCCAGACGCUGCACUUGCUGCUCUGCCGCUCGUUCCAGCUCCACUACCUCCUGCUGCACCCUGAGGAGCAAGACUGGGCCCCCAGCAGCUCUGCCCCGAGGAGGGAGCCCGGAAGGCUCCUGGGAGCCCCCUCUCUGGAGAGCCGCGUGGUGUGGGAGUCUCUCGGCCCGGAGGAGGUCUCACAGAACGUCAACGCCCUGGUCUCCUUCCGGAGGCUGCCCUGCCCGGCUGACUUUGGCUCCUCCAGAGAGAGGCUGGAUUUGGAGGAGAGGAGCAGCCUGGGCAGCUCUCGGCCCGGCAACCCUUACUGCUCCCCGAUCCUGGUGCGCAAGAAGGCCAUCCGCAGCAAAGUCCUCCGCUCCGGCGCCUAUCGGGGCUGCACCUUUGAAGCUCAGCUGCAGCAGAGCGCCCGGGAGAUGGUGCACACCAGCGGCGAUGGCAGCGCGAACAGAGGCAGCCUGGCUUACUUGCCUGACAGCGAGAGCAGCCUGAUGGAAAACGUCUGGUCUUUUGCGGGGAUCGACAGGGAAGCUGGACUGGCCUUGCUCAGGAAUGACGUUCUGGGCGCCUUCCUUCUCUGGGCAGAGCUGGGCUCUUCCAAUCAGUGGUGUCUUAUGGUGAGGACGAGGUGUGGAGUCAUUCCGUACCAGAUCUACAGGAGCCAGCUCGGGAAGUAUUCUGUUGAGCACUUGAAUGUGGAGUUCCCCAGUAUGGAAGCCCUGCUGGAUCAUUACUCUGGGAUGAAAGGGGGCCUCUUCUGCUCCUUGGCUGCAGGCCGGGCACACCAUUGCUAUGAGGAACAAGAUUAUUCAGCAGAGAAUGAAUGGAGAGAGCAGAGUCGCUCGCAGGCCUCGUGGCUAUUUGGUCCCAGUAAGUCUCUGGCGGUCCAGCAGGAACUGGGCUAA